AUGACCAAUCAGUAUUACUUGGCAAUUGUUGGACGCCAUGACAAUCCACUCUUUGAGAUUGAAUUGUCGGCUACUAAAGGUGGCGAUGUUAUUGGUGGAUCACGAGAGCAGAAUGCUAAUAAAAGAGAAGAUCAUAAGCAUUUAAAUCAGUUUAUAGUCCAUUCGUCACUGGAUAUCGUCGAUGAGGUGAUGUGGAAUACUAAUUCCAUGUAUUUAAAGGUUAUAGAUAAGUUCAAUGAAUGGCUAGUUUCUGCCUUGGUUACCGCUGGUGCUAGAUUUAUUGUUUUACAUGACGCUAAAAACGAGGAUGGCAUCAAGAAUUUUUUUGGUGAAGUUUACGAACUCUUUGUAAAGGUCCUAAUGAAUCCUUUCUAUGACAUUGGAACACCAAUUGAAAUGCCAGCAUUUGAAAAGAAAGUCCUGAAUGCAGCGAGAAAGCAUUUAUUUAACUAA
Trichoplax adhaerens is the source of this 453-nucleotide messenger RNA. RefSeq lists its product as uncharacterized. NCBI's taxonomy places the organism in Eukaryota, Metazoa, Placozoa, Uniplacotomia, Trichoplacea, Trichoplacidae. Gene Ontology annotation, biological process: endoplasmic reticulum to Golgi vesicle-mediated transport. Gene Ontology annotation, cellular component: nucleus; TRAPP complex; cytoplasm. The record is from RefSeq and is a predicted model, not a curated record. The coding region runs from base 1 to 453 and encodes 150 amino acids. The transcript is spliced from 5 exons.